AUGAUGAAACAUGGGUCAUCGAAUUCCUGGUUAACAAAAUGGGUGAUCCUGCUAUCACAAUAUGACAUAACAUUCAUGCUGCAGAGAGCAGUUAAGGGUCAAGUAAUAGCCGAUUUUCUAGCAAAACACCCUAUUCCCAAGCCUUCCAAGCUCUACGAAGAUAUCUCGGAUGAAGUCAUUGAGUCGAAUGUUAUUUUAGACCAUCAAAUAUGGCAACUCUACUUCAACAGUGCGUCACGAUGUAGCUAUAAGGGAGUAGUCAUUGUAGGAGUAGGGGUAGUAUUGAUUGAUCCCUAUGGACAUGUCCUCCCUUGGGCCUAUUCAUUGACCAAGCCAUGCUCCAACAAUGUAGCCGAGUAUAACGCUCUUAUAAUUAGCCUACAACUUGCUAAAGUUAUGGGUGCCAAAUACCUUAAAGUUCACAGUGAUUCUAAACUAAUUGUGAAUCAGAUCAAGGGAGAAUAUGAGGUCCGCCACAACGACCUCAUGCCUUACCAUAAAGUGGCAACAAAGCUUGCUCAAUCUUUUGAAGGCUUCUACAUUAGCUACAUAACUCACCUUAAAAUUACUCAUGCGAAAGCUCUAGCAUCCCUUGCAGCCACACUUGCUUUGGUGCCCAAAUCUACCCGGUGUACCACCAUGGCUAGCCAUUAA
Messenger RNA from Asparagus officinalis (garden asparagus), 654 nucleotides. RefSeq lists its product as uncharacterized. NCBI's taxonomy places the organism in Eukaryota, Viridiplantae, Streptophyta, Magnoliopsida, Asparagales, Asparagaceae. The record is from RefSeq and is a predicted model, not a curated record. The transcript has a single exon. Gene Ontology annotation, molecular function: RNA-DNA hybrid ribonuclease activity; nucleic acid binding. Bases 1 to 654 code for a protein of 217 amino acids.